This is a messenger RNA of Gastrolobium bilobum, 555 nucleotides long. RefSeq names its product casein kinase 1-like protein 3. Gene Ontology annotation, biological process: endocytosis; signal transduction; peptidyl-serine phosphorylation. Lineage: Eukaryota; Viridiplantae; Streptophyta; Magnoliopsida; Fabales; Fabaceae. Gene Ontology annotation, molecular function: protein serine/threonine kinase activity; ATP binding. Gene Ontology annotation, cellular component: nucleus; cytoplasm. The transcript has 7 exons. The record is from RefSeq and is a predicted model, not a curated record. The annotation marks the transcript as partial.
AUGGAGAGGGUUGUCGGAAGAAAGUAUAAGAUUGGUCGGAAAAUUGGGAGUGGAUCAUUUGGUGAAAUUCAUAUUGGGUCGCAUAUGGAGACCUCUGAGAUUGUGGCCGUCAAGAUGGAGAACAGGACAACCAAACAUCCGCAACUACUGUUUGAGGCCAAGUUAUAUAAUAUUCUUCGAGGAGGAAGUGGUAUUCCAAGUAUGAAAUGGUUUGGUACUGAGGGAGACAAUAAUGUUCUAGUUCUUGAACUUCUGGGACCGAGUCUUGAAGACCUUUUCUUCUUCUGUGGGAAGAAAUUUUCACUAAAAGCAGUUUUGAUGUUGGCUGAUCAGAUGCUUACGAGGAUAGAGCUUUUGCAUUCCAAGGGAUUUUUGCAUAGAGACAUCAAACCAGAUAACUUCCUUAUGGGUCUUGGGAGGAAAGCAAACCAGGUUUAUAUGAUUGAUUUUGGACUUGCCAAAGAAUAUAUGGACCCUAACACAAACAAGCAUAUCCCUUACAGGUAUAAAAAUGUUAAUGUAACAUCCCCGUCUCGAGCCGGUUCAAUUAACAUA